Messenger RNA from Archocentrus centrarchus (flier cichlid), 1997 nucleotides. RefSeq names its product RWD domain containing 2B (gene rwdd2b). The transcript has 4 exons. The record is from RefSeq and is a predicted model, not a curated record. Lineage: Eukaryota; Metazoa; Chordata; Actinopteri; Cichliformes; Cichlidae. Bases 245 to 1147 code for a protein of 300 amino acids. Gene Ontology annotation, molecular function: protein binding.
UUAGGCAUUGCGGGGCAUUGGACUGUGGUAAACUACACGUUUAUGUAUGUACUGCAUUUUUUUAAAAAUCCAUUCUGUUAUACUCAGAUUUUCUACUGUUCUGUAACGAAUUCAAUUUUAGACGCUAUUAACCGGAAACAUGGCGUGUGUUAGCCGAAGAGAUAGCCACGUCUUUGGCCGUCGACAGAAACUUUUUGAAUGAACAGCAGCAAAGACUGACGCUUUAGUUCCCGACUUUACCAGCAUGUCUUACUUGGAGUGGGCUGAGUCUCAGCUUGCAGAGAUAGAGCUGCUAACCAGCAUGUUCCCCACCGCGGAGGAGCUGGAGGCCACUGACCAGCUGGCGCUAGCCGAGCUCAGGGACUAUGUGGAGGGCUCAGCUUCCGCAGGCAGCCCUCCUCCAUCCAGACCCCAAUUUCUCAUCAAACAAAAGCUGGACUCUGCCAAGUUGGAGAGGAUGGAGUUCAUCCUAUCCUGUGCGUAUCCCUCUGAAUAUCCCGCAGUGUUACCAGAGAUAACAGUCCGGUGUUCUGGUCUCAGCAGGGCCCAGCAGACACAGCUGCAGGCGCUGCUAAAUGCAUACCUCACGGAAAACUGCCGGGGGGAAGUGUGUGUGCUCUCUGCUGUGGAAUGGGUGAAAGACAACCUCCUGCUUUUUAUUAAUAAGAGCUUCUCAGAAGCCCCAUCUCCUAAGGAAGAGUCUACCUCUGCGCAGCCGCCGGAAGUGUUCAGCCGGCUGUGGAUUUACAGUCACCACAUUUACAACAAGUCGAAGAGGAAGAACAUCUUGGAUUGGUCGAAGGACCUGGGCCUGUCCGGAUUUAGCAUGCCUGGGAAGCCUGGUAUUGUGUGUGUGGAAGGUCCUCAAUCUGCCUGCGAAGAGUUCUGGUCCAGGGUGAAGGUUUUGACAUGGAAGAAGAUCAUGAUUCGACACAGAGAGGAUUUUCCCCUUGAUUGUCAGGGUGAGGGCAGCAGGUGUGUUGAACGUAUAGACUCCCUGCGCAAAUUUACAGGCUUUGAAGAAGCGAUGUUUGACCCCCAUGGAAACAGAGGCAAUCACAUGGACCUUGGGCAGCUCUACCAGUUCCUGAAUGAGAGAGGCUGUUGUGAAAUCUUUCAGAUGUAUUUUGGCAUUGAAGGGAGGUAGUAGUCAGACCGAGAUAGCGGAUGCACAGAGUUUUUGGACUGGUGCCUUGGCAUUGAAGUUACUUAUUCUGAGAAUAACUUGUAAAUGAAACGGGAAUGCAAUAAGCUGAUAAUUUGAAAUAAAUUAACUGCUUUUUGUAGAUGUUUCUAAGUUGUCAUACCUGGGACUUCACUGGAAUGAAAAAGUAGAACAUUUCUGCAAUUUUUCAGAAACAGUUUUCAUUUCUUUUUACUUAAUAGGCAUAUUUAAUCAAAAGAAGGAAAGAAAAAGAUGUUUAUCCGAGAGUUUCCUCAAGGACCUCAGUUAUAUUUGCAAUUUUAAUACUCCUGCAUAUCGCAGAUUGCCCCAGGUCUUUCUUUUCUCAAAUGGCACCAGUGUGUUAUUACUACCAGACUAUUAUAGGAUUUUCAGGUUUGAUAACAUUUUAAUUAUUGAACAACAUUGUCAACAAUAUGUUGAUAUCUGUUUUUGAAAUCUGUUGAUUUUCUUUUUAUGCAUUAUAGAUGCCAUAAGCACGGGAAUUCUUGCUCUAAUUUUCUUGGAGUGAUUAGUUGCUAGAUAAACUGUGUUGUUGUGGAUUAUGGCAAUUAAAACGUGUGGUUAUUUAUCAUUAAUCUUAAUUUCAGCCCCACCAAGACUUGGAUUUAAAAAAAGAAAAAAAAACUGUGUUGAUUUUUCUUUUUCACCCCUCUGGAGUCAUAUUUAACAUACUAUGGUAUUAAUGGAUAUUCUUGAGGCAAUUUUUAAUUUAUUUAUUCAUCUCUUUUUAGCAAAGUGCACUUCUUAGAUGCAGCAAGCAAUAAGCACUCCGUGUGUCUUUGAUUGGGUGUAUCGGUUCACUGUUUUUGUC